Messenger RNA from Hemiscyllium ocellatum (epaulette shark), 4778 nucleotides. Its product is annotated as gastrula zinc finger protein XlCGF57.1-like. The record is from RefSeq and is a predicted model, not a curated record. NCBI's taxonomy places the organism in Eukaryota, Metazoa, Chordata, Chondrichthyes, Orectolobiformes, Hemiscylliidae. Gene Ontology annotation, molecular function: DNA-binding transcription repressor activity, RNA polymerase II-specific. The coding region runs from base 497 to 2458 and encodes 653 amino acids. The transcript has 4 exons. Gene Ontology annotation, biological process: negative regulation of transcription by RNA polymerase II.
UUGGACCAUGAGGUUCUGAAGCUGCUGCUCGUGUCUGAAUGAAGGUUGAGCUUUAUCCCAGACCGCAAAUUCCUCUGUCCAUUAUCUAGUAUUUGAAAAUCGGAAGACUGAAGUUUCAAAAUCAAUGGAUGAAGGGCUUAUGCCUGAAACAUUGAAUCUCCUGUUCCUCGGAUGCUGCCUGACCUGCUGUACUUUUCCAGCGCCACAUUUUUCGACUGACUCUCCAGCGUCAGCAGUCCUCACUUUGAUGUCAAUGUCUGACAGUCACUCAAUCCAUCGGGACAGCAACGAUUUUUGACUGUGAUUCCUGUGAGAGGAAUCAACGCUUUUUGGUUCCAGUUUGAGGACGUUUUCAGCAUCAGUGGGACUGGACAGGAGACCUCACUGUUACAGCGCAUUGUGUGCUUGGAGCCUGAAACAGUUAUAAGGCCUGGGAAGGGGAUUUCCCGGCAGGGAGGGGCUCUACACGUGUUCCUGUGCAGCUGAAGCUGUAGCCAUGGAGAAACCUGAGGAAUCCCGUCCUGUGGAGGAACUGUGGAAGUGUGGCGACUGUGGGAAAGGCUUCCGUUUCCUGUCUGCCCUGGAGACUCAUCGGCGCAGUCACACCGGGGAGAGGCCAUUCCCCUGCACCGACUGCAGGAAGGCCUUCAGACAUUCCUGCCACCUGCUGGCCCACCAGCGGGGCCACACGGGGGAAAGGCCCUUCAGCUGCCCAGAGUGCGGGAAGGCCUUCAGCACUUCCUCCACCCUGCUGAGCCACCAGCAUGCCAACACGGGAGAGAGGCCGUUCACCUGCCCUGAGUGUGGGAAGGCCUUCAGGUAUUCCUCCACGCUGCGGACCCACCAGCGUUUCCACACAGGGGAAAGGCUGUUCAGCUGCCCCGAGUGUGGGAAGGCCUUCAGGUAUUCCUCCGCCCUGCGGAGCCAUCGGCGCGUCCACACGGGGGAAAGUCCCUUCAGCUGCCCCGAGUGUGGGAAGGCCUUUACCCGCGUCUCUGCCUUGCGGAGCCACCAGCGGAUCCACACCGGGGAGAGACCCUUUACCUGCCCCGAGUGCGGGAAGGCCUUUACCGACAUCUCCUCCCUGAUGAAGCAUCAGUGGAUCCAUACUGGGGAGAGGCCCUUUACCUGCUCUCAGUGCAGGAAGGCCUUCAGCACAUCCUUCCACCUACUGAUCCAUCAGCGUGUCCACACAGGGGAGAGACCGUACACCUGCCUUCACUGUGGGAAGGGCUUCAGGUAUUCCUCCUCCCUGCUGACCCACCAGCGGAUCCACACGGGGGAGAGGCCCUUCAGCUGCCCCGACUGUGGGAAGGCCUUUUGCGACUCCUCCACCCUGCUGACCCACCAGCGUGUCCACACAGGGGAGAGACCGUACACCUGCCCUCAGUGCGGGAAGGGCUUCACCCGCUCCUCCCAACUGCGGAACCACCAGAAGGACUUAAGCGAUUCCUCCAACCUCCAGACCCACCAGUGGAUCCACAUGGGGGAGAGGCCCUUAAGCUGCCCCAAGUGCGGGAAGGCCUUUACCCAGGCUGCCUCCUUGCUGACCUACCAGCGGGAUCACAUGCUUAAAGUAUCAUCUUUACCUGAACCACAGGGGCACGUGCCUGAGCCAGUUUGCCCACUGUGGGGAAAGGAAGUCUCAGGAGGCAUUCCGCGCGCCAUGGAGAAACCGUGGAAGUGUGGGGAUUGCGGGAAAGGAUUCCGCUACCCCUCCAUGCUGGAGAUCCACCGCCGUGUCCACACCGGGGAGCGGCCCUUCACCUGCUCCGUCUGCGGCAAGGGCUUCACCCAGUUGCCCCACCUGCUGACCCACCAGCGGCUCCACACCGGGGAGAGGCCGUUUGCUUGCUCCGAGUGCGGGAAGGACUUCAGCGAAUCGUCCAGCCUGCUCAUGCACUGGCGGGUCCACACCAGGGAGCGGCCCUUCACCUGCUCGGUGUGCGGCAAGGGCUUCUCUCACUCGUCCACCCUGCUCAAGCACCGGCAGGUCCACACCGGGGAGCGGCCCUUCACCUGCACCGUCUGCGGCAAGGGCUUCACCCGCUCGUCGCACCUGCUGACCCACCAGCGGGUCCACACCGGGGAGAGGCCAUUCAGCUGCUCCGUCUGUGGCAAGAGCUUCUCUCACUCGUCCAGCCUGCACAAUCACCAGCGGGUCCACACCGGGGAGCGGCCCUUCACCUGCUCCAUAUGCGGCAAGGGCUUCCCUUACUCGUCCACCCUGCUGCGGCACCAGCAGGUCCACACCGCGGAGCGUCCUUCACCUGCUCCGUCUGCGGCAAGGGCUUCUCUCACUCAUCCACCCUGCUGCGGCACCAGCUGGUGCACACCGGCGAGGACGCCUUCACCUGCUCCGUCUGUGGCAAGGGCUUCCCCCACUCAUCCGGCCUCCAGAUCCACCAGUGGGUCCACACGGGGGAACAUCCUUCUGAUAGACCAGAAGUGCGCAUAAUACAGAGGAACUUCGAUUAUCCAGAAUUAGAUGAACCAGCACGGUGGCUCAGUGGUUAGUGCUGCUACCUCACAGUACCAGGGACCCGGGUUUCAUUCCUGCCUCAGGCGACAGACUGUGUGGAGUUUGCACAUUCUCCCUGCGUCUGCGUGGGUUUCCUCCUAGUGCUCCGGUUCCGUCCCACAGUCCAAAGAUGUGCAGGUCAGGGUGAAUUGGCCAUGCUAAAUUGCCCGUAGUGUUAGUUACAUUAGUCAGAGGGAAAUGGGUCUGGGUGGGUUACUCUUCGGAGGGUCAGUGUGGACUGGUUGGGCCUGUUUCCUCACUGGAAGGGAUCUAAUCGUCAAGCGACGGAAAUACACCCUGCAUGUGUCCUUUGGAUAAUCGAGGUUCCUGUGUAUUCCAAAAGUGGCCUAACCAACGUCCUGUCCAGACCCCAACCCCUAUACUCAGUGCUCUGACCAAUAAAGUGAUCUGCAGAAUCUGCGGGGCUUGCUUAAUCCUGGAAGGUAAAUCACGUGUUUCUCCUUCUCUUGCAGGUGGAUCCAAGAUUUCACUCUCUGUCCCAUUGAGUCUCCAGUCAGGUCCUUCAGCUCAACUGGUCUCUCUCAGUAUUUCUGACCCAUGUGAGCCUCUACGCACCUCCCCUUCACUUGCUCACACUUGAUUUCCCUUACAGCAGCAUUCCCUUCAGUUCCUUUCUCCCUGACGUCUGUAUCCAGCUUCUCCUUAAAUGCCGUCCACCUCGACCUGCUACUGUGGGGGUCAUUCCCGCUGCAGACAGAGGUCUCUCCUUUGUAACCUCUUCAAAAGAUUUACCGCUGACUUCCCCCUUCAGUCUUUUCCAUUUCUGGGUCUCCCCGCUGUUGCCAAACUUGGAAGGGUUCAGAAAAGAUUUACAAGGAUGUUGCCAGGGUUGGAGGAUCUGAGCUACAGGGAGAGGCUGAACAGGCUGGGGCUGUUUUCCCUGGAGCGUCGGAGGCUGAGGGAUGACGUUAUAGAGGUUUACAAAAUUAUGACUGGCAUGGAUAGGAUAAAUAGGCAAAGUCUUUUCCCUGGGGUUGGGGAAUCCAGAACUAGAGGGCAUAGGUUUAGGGUGAGAGGGGAAGAUAUAAAAGAGACCUACAGGGCAACUUUUUCAUACAGAAGGUGGUGUGUGUAUGGAAUGAGCUGCCAGAGGAAGUGGUGGAGGCUGGUACAAUUACAACAUUUAAGAGGCAUUUGGAUGGGUAUAUGAAUAGGAAGGGUUUGGAGGGAGAUGGGCCGGGUGCUGGCAGGUGGGACUAUAUUGGGUUGGGAUAUCUGGUCGGUAUGGACCGGUUGGACCGAAGGGUCUGUUUCCGUGCUGUACAUCCUGGUUUUGAUUUGCCUUUUGGCUGGUACUGAAAUCCACUCCGGACAGAAUUCAGAGAUGUUUUGAUUUUUUUUGAGUAAAUUGUUACGGAGCUAGGAUAGCCUGAAAAGGGACAGACUCCUGUUUUGCAAAACGCACUAGUUAAGCAUCAAUAAACGUUGCGUCGUCACAAAGACUUCAGGAAGAUCUUUUGGUUUCAGUUUAUCUGUGUGUGUUUGUUGGGGGAAAGGUUUUUGGUCACAAUUUACAGUGUUCGCAGCCGGCAGAGAGAAAUCAGCGGACAUAUAACUGGUGCGCAGAGUACAACGGCAAUAUCGUCGUUGACCGUGCGGAAAUCCAGUGUCAAGGUGGAAAAGCGCAGCAGGUCAGCCAGCGUCCAAGGAGCCAGAGAAUCGACGGUUUGGGCAGAAGCCCUUCAACAGGAAUGCCAGUGUCAGUUUAAAUCGUUUUAAAGGAGUCGAACGUUUGCCUGCUUUGAAACGAGCAGAAGAGUCAACAGGAGAUGUUACAUAUCAUCUUGCAAAAGAAAAUAACCAACAGGUUAGCUUGAACUCGUCGGAACGUGCAUCCAUAGUGAAGAGCUGGGAAAUGGAGAUUUUACCUCUUUUGAGAGAGGUUGGAGCUGAAGAGACUUCUGUUUAACAACUUAUGACCCUAUAAAACUGAACAACUUUAAGCUUAGACAUGUCUUUAUCAGAGAAACUUUAAGUAUAGUCAGAAUUAAACCAGAAAGCAUAACGUACAUAUUAACAUCAUUUUUAAAGUUAGUGUUUAUUUUGUUUAAUGUCUUUAUAAACACUGACUGCUGUGAUAGGAAUGUACUGCUUCUUUCUAGGCCACAGUCGCCUGGAUCACAACAUGAAUUCAACUGUUUCACCCAGUUCUGAAUUAUAGCAGCCCCAGGGCUUGUUUUAUUAAAACGCAAAAUUAUGCAAUAAUUAUAAAGGAAUUUGUGUAAACAUUCUGAAA